Ceratina calcarata is the source of this 2795-nucleotide messenger RNA. RefSeq names its product hook microtubule tethering protein (gene hook). Gene Ontology annotation, biological process: cytoplasmic microtubule organization; cytoskeleton-dependent intracellular transport. Lineage: Eukaryota; Metazoa; Arthropoda; Insecta; Hymenoptera; Apidae. Gene Ontology annotation, cellular component: cytoplasm; centrosome. Gene Ontology annotation, molecular function: microtubule binding; dynein light intermediate chain binding. The record is from RefSeq and is a predicted model, not a curated record. The coding region runs from base 405 to 2513 and encodes 702 amino acids. The transcript has a single exon.
GAGAGUACAGUACAGGAGAAUCAGAGUACAGAGAGAGAGGUAUUGGAUCGUGCGAUAUUUUGCAAAAACUCAAAAAUAAUCGCAGGCAUAUAAUUUUCGAGAAUUCAUAAACUCGUAUCACAAAUCAGUGAAAGGAUCAAAGUAGAUUCGUCAAACAUCGUUCCACAUUACGAUAAACCCACACAAAGCAAUUUUACUACAAGGAGAACAAUUAAAAAUGUUUAUUUCUGUUCUUUAAAGGGAUAUUAAAUUAAUAUUUCGAUAUCGUUCUCGAAAUAUUCCUUAUAAGCUGUGUUCCAGUGUUUUCUUAAUGGAAUUGGCGCUCCGUUCUACAAGUGUUUAUAUGCAUACCGCAAAAACUCCAAGCAGAUCGUGAUUCGAAACAAUUCCAAUUAAAAGUGAGAAUGGAAAAUCAGCAAUUGAACAAUUUAAUCAAAUGGCUCGACACGUUCGAUCUAGAUAUUCCUCAUGCGACAGCAGAGGACAUAAGCGACGGUGUGGCUUUGGCAGACGCCUUGGCUCAGAUCGCACCCGAAUGGUUUACCGCUGCUUGGAGAUCAAAGAUCAAGCACGACGUAAGCUCGAACUGGAGGUUGAAAGUCAGUAAUCUUAAAAAGAUCAUCGAAGCUAUGAUGGAGUAUUACAUCGAAUGCUUGAAUCAACCGUUGUCCACUUAUGUUAAACCUGACGCGACCAAAAUAGGCGAACACUGUGACAAUAACGAACUGCGCCGUUUGUUACAGUUAAUUCUUGGAUGUGCAGUUAAUUGUAAUCAGAAGCAGCAGUACAUAACGAGAAUCAUGGGAAUGGAGGAGACUGUACAGCAAGCAAUCAUGCAAAGUAUUCAGGAAUUAGAAAGCAAUAUGCACGGGCCGAGAUUGAGCCUGGGCACUAGUCUUAAUUUCGAAUCUUUGGACGUAGCCGAUGGAACUCAGCAGAGACUGUUGGCUGAGCUUCAGGCGACUGUCGACAUGAAGGAACAAUUAGCACAGAAGUGUCAUGAGCUCGAUCAACAGCUUUCACUUCUACAGGAGGAGAAAGCAGCGUUGGUGACGGAGAAUAAGAAGCUACAGGAAAGAUUGGAUGAAUUCGAGAAUCCAGAGGAGUCUGGCUCUAUCUUAAAGUAUUCGGGACUUAGAAAGCAAGUGGAAGCUUUGAAGGAUGAAUUGUUCAAGGUGGAAACAUCUAGGGAUGAAUACAGGCUGAAGGUGGAACUAUUGGAGAAGGAAGUGUUGGAACUGCAGUCGAAGCAGGAAGACUUACAGAAAGCUGCGGAUGAUGCGAACCAUUUGAAAGACGAAAUAGAUGCGUUAAAAGAGACUGCGGACAAAGUAACGAAGUACGAGCAGACAAUAGAAUCCUAUAAGAAGAAGAUGGAAGACUUGAGCGAUUUGAGGAGGCAAGUUAAAAUAUUGGAGGACAAGAAUUUGGAGUAUUUACAGUCUAAGAUAGAUUACGAAGAGGAAUCGAAACGGACAGCGAUGCUACGCAAUCAUUUGGAAGUCUGUAAACAGCAACUUGCCGAGGCGCAUCAUAAGUUAGAUGAGCAAACUAAUAAAUGUGAUAAACUUGAAUUUGAAGGGAAAAAAAUGGAAGCGAGGCUGAGCACUUUGCAAAGGGAGAGAGAUAGAUUGCUCGUAGAAAGGGAUGCUUUGAAAGAAACAAACGACGAAUUGAAAUGUACUCAGUUGCAAGCAACUGAGAAUUUAGCGCAGCCUAGCACCGAUAGCGCCGUCGCGAAUACAGAAAUGAUACCUCUUGAGUUCAAGGAGAAGCUACUCUGUUUGCAACACGAAAAUAAAAUGCUAAAGUUGAAACAGAAAGGGAACGAGGAUAAAUUGCCGACGGUCCAAGCGCUUCUAGAAGACUCGGAGGAGAGAUUAAAGAUACUUAAAGGAAAGAAUCGCAAAGCUAAUCAAAAGAUAAUCGAAUUAGAAAAUAGACUGGAGGAGGUGUUGGGAAGUCAAAGCGAAGACAAUAAAUCUGAUAAUAUUAAUUUAGGACAGAAGAUAACGCAGCUGCAGGACGAACUGAAAAAGGUGCAAGCAGAGAAGGAACGUUUAAUUUUACAGAUCGAAGAAAGGGAGAACGCGCUCCAAGCUCAGAAGCAAAAGGCGUUCGCUCUUCAAGAAAAAUUAACGCGUCGGGAAUAUGACAACGCGGCGCUCGAGGAACGUUAUAAAAAAUAUGUCGAGAAAGCGAAGAGCGUUAUAAAGAGUUUGGAUCCGAAACAGAAUAGCGCAUCUCCCAACGAAGUAGCUGUUCUACGGAAUCAGAUUUUGGAACAGCGUAAAAUCAUGGAGGACAUGGAACGUUCUUUAAAGGAGAUGAAGCUGAUUAAAGACACGGAGGAAAAGUUAAUGUUGUCUGCGUUUUAUCGCUUGGGACUGAGUUGUCACAGAGAAGCAAUAGAUCAACGGCUCGCGACGUUGAGUUCCGGUCAGGGGCAAUCAUUUUUAGCGAGGCAAAGGCAGCCGUCUGCUAGGCGCCAUCCACCUUACAACUCGAAAUAACGAUUAGCAAAAAGUUAUAUAUGCUCGAUCAGUUUAUUUUAAAUAGAUUCUCGUGAUCUAAUCCACUUGAUUGCCUUCAGCUGGUUCAAGAUUUUAAUUUCUAAUGUUUUUAAAGAUAAAGAUUUUAUCGAUGAAAGAGUAUUAAAUGUAAUUUAUAUAUGUAGAAUAUUUAAAGAGAUCGAAGAAGUACUUAAUAAACGUAUUAAUAGGCUUUAUAAAUAUAUAUGUAAAUACGACAGACAUUUGUAAACUCCGGAAUAAACAAUGUUUCAACAUUUUAUA